ACGGCGCAUUUGCAGUUCUCGAUGCCGUGACCCCGUCACUACCGUCGUCGGCGUCGGUGUCUAUCGACUAUCCGCGCACACCUCAUCGCAUCCGCCCGUAGCCGUCGUGCGCCACGUAAUUUUCCAGUUUGACGCACCGCCGUCGUGUGUGUGUCGACGAUGGAGAUACAGCGGCAGUGCAAAGCAACCCCGGCUAUCGGCGAUGCCUCGAAGAACCAAACUCCGCCGACGCUUCUGUCGAGUCUAAGGAGUGUGCUCUUCGUUAUCGGAACUGUGGUAAUCGGAUUUGCUGCCUUCUGCAAUUCUCUGACAUGGCAUUUGCAGAGAUUCUGGGGCGCAUCCGGCGACUUCUGGCAAGCCCAGUGGGACAAAAUUUUAGAUAAGUUUGGAGAUGAUGCUGUUACGCUGUGGGUUUACGGAUCUUUAUCGCUGACGAUCGUCGUCUACUGGGUCGUCGGCGGGAUUUACACCAUCCUAGACAUCACCAAUCGGCCGUCGGCACUGCGCAGAUACAAAAUACAGCCCGGCACGAAUGAGCCAGUGGACAGGAAGGAGUUAUGCAAAGUGAUCGCUCAAGUACUAUUCAAUCAGAUCGUCGUCGGCUUUCCCAUUAUGUAUCUCGGCUAUUACUUCAUGGAAUGGCGAGGCUACUCACCGGUGCGCGAGCUGCCGACCUUCCACUGGGUGCUCGCCGAGAUCGCGAUUCACAUACUAUGCGAGGAGAUUGGCUUUUAUUACUCACACAGAUUUCUCCACAAACGCUCCAUAUACAAGUAUAUACAUAAACAGCAUCACGAAUGGACCGCGCCGGUGGCCGUCACCGCGUUGUACUGUCAUCCUGUGGAGCAUAUCGGUUCAAAUCUACUCCCGCCUUUCCUGGGCGUAUUCAUCAUGGGCUCGCACGUGGCCACCGCCUGGAUUUGGUUCUCACUCGCGAUCCUUUCGACGUUGAACGCACACUCUGGCUAUCUACCAUUCUUCCCAUCGCCGGAGGCGCACGACUUUCAUCAUUUGAAAUUCAACCAGUGCUACGGUGUACUCGGCGUUUUGGAUCGCAUCCACGGCACCGACACACAAUUCCGCAACUCGCGGAAUUACGCACGUCACAUAAUGAUGCUUAGCCUCGUGCCGCCCAGAGAGGCAUUCCCGGACGAGGUGAAAUACAAGUCGAAGUAAAGGGAUCCUGUACGAAAGUUUUCGAAAUCAUUUCUAAAGAGAGAAACUUUUCGCGCUGGGUGUAUUUCCGCAACUGCGGCGACCGAGUUCGGAAACAGAUCGUGACUAUAAUUGCUUUUAUCCUGAUGGAGAUAAGAUCGGUAAGCUUCUUCAAUAAAAUCAAGUAAAUUUCCA
This is a messenger RNA of Linepithema humile (Argentine ant), 1350 nucleotides long. RefSeq names its product fatty acid hydroxylase domain-containing protein 2. The record is from RefSeq and is a predicted model, not a curated record. Gene Ontology annotation, cellular component: endoplasmic reticulum membrane. Gene Ontology annotation, molecular function: C-4 methylsterol oxidase activity; iron ion binding. Lineage: Eukaryota; Metazoa; Arthropoda; Insecta; Hymenoptera; Formicidae. Gene Ontology annotation, biological process: sterol biosynthetic process.